AUGAGUAAUAGUGAGACCAUCCUUACAGACACCUCGGUGGUGGCAGCCCGCGGAGUGAGCGAGGUGAAGUCGCUGCAUUUGGAUGAAGGGUUAGGGGGGGACUCUCAGGCAUCGCAAGAAUCCCAGGAACCCUAUGAUGAUGUGUUCACCCCUCCAACCGAUGAAGAAAAUCAAACAUUGCGCAAAGUGGCCGCCAAUCUCCCGUUGGUUGCUUUUUCCCUCUGCCUGGUCGAAUUUGCCGAGCGCGCGUCCUACUAUGGGGCACAGACACUCUUCUCCAACUUUGUGGAAUUCCCACUGCCCGAAGGUGGCAAUGGCGCCGGUGCUCCUCCGCGCGGAACCCAAAAGACAGCCGGAGCUCUGGGAUGGGGAUUACAGGCCAGCACCGGCUUCGUGCUUCUAUUCAAAUUUUUGGCCUAUAUUGUCCCCAUCUUCGGUGGUUACUGGGCAGAUACUUAUGUCGGGCGGUAUAAGGCCAUCAUCAUUGGUGUGUUUAUCUGCGGCGUUGCCCAUAUCAUCCAGAUCGUCGGCGCGAUUCCCUCUGUUCUCCAGAAAGGCAAAGCCAACGCAGCUCCACCGUUUGUCAUUGGCCUCUUACUUCUUGCCAUCGGUGCCGGUAUUUUCAAGCCGAAUAUCUCUCCCACUGUUCUGGACCAGCAUAAAUCCCAGACGCCGUACGUGAAGACUCUGAAGUCGGGUGAGAACGUUAUUGUCGACCCCGAAACCACCAAUACUCGGACCAUGCUGCUGUUCUACAUGUUUGUUAACAUUGGUGCUUUCUACAUGUUAGCGACAACCUACGCGGAGAAGUAUGUUGGAUAUUGGCUUUCCUUCCUGCUAUCGGGUAUCAUUUACUUCUUUCUUCCAAUCCUCCUCCUUGCUGUCUAUAAAAGGACCAAAAAGCAACCUCCCAGUGGAAACAAAGAGCUCGCCGAAGCCUUUAAAAUUGGAUGGACUGCUCUUGUACAAAGCAAAUUCCAGUUCUGGCGCAAAGACUUCUGGGAUUUAGCAAAAUCUGCCAACCUUCGCAGUAAGGGGAUCGAAGUUAGUUGGACAGAUACCUCAGUAUCAAAAGUUGCGAAAACAAUUGAGGCAUGCGACAUCUUCUGGUUUUUCCCCAUCUACAAUUUAAACGACGGUGGUAUCGGCUCAGUCGCCACGAACCAAGGCGCAUCAAUGAUCACAAACGGAGCACCCAACGACCUUCUCAACAACUUCAACCCGCUAACGAUUAUCGUUGUCAUCCCGAUCCUGACUUUCGUGAUCUAUCCGUUCCUUGAGCGGCGCAAGCUGAAGCCUGGCUCCAUAACCCGAAUGACGAUUGGGUUCGCUGUUGCCACUUUAGCUGGCAUAGUCGGUGCACUAGUCCAAUGGAAAGUGUACCAGCUCUCACCAUGUGGCACUCACGCAUCAACGUGUGACGACGUCGCCGAUAUCAGUAUCUGGUGGCAAAUUCCCAAUACAUCUCUCAGCGCCAUAAGUGAAUGUUUCGCCAACGUCACGGCGUACGAGGUGGCCUAUGCUCGUGCCCCAAAGAGUAUGAAAGGCCUGGUGAUUGCUGUUUUCCUUUUCAUGACGGCCCUAUCUAGCGCUCUUGGUGAGAUUCUUAUCCCGGCGACUGCGGACCCAUGGUUGAUCUGGAUUUGGGCUGGUCCUGCUGUCGCCCUGGCGGUUCAGACUGUUAUUUUCUGGUUCCGGUUCAGGCAUUUGAACUCUGAGAACUACUUCGCCGAUAAUGUUGUUUCUGAUCUGGUUGAGGAGGAGCAAGUGUCACUUAAAAGGGAAGCUUGA
Molecule: messenger RNA, 1791 nt
Organism: Penicillium roqueforti
Lineage: Eukaryota; Fungi; Ascomycota; Eurotiomycetes; Eurotiales; Aspergillaceae
Product: putative MFS peptide transporter
Exons: 4
Coding region: 1-1791 (596 amino acids)
Biological process (GO): transmembrane transport
Cellular component (GO): membrane
Molecular function (GO): dipeptide transmembrane transporter activity
Source: RefSeq, a predicted model, not a curated record